Messenger RNA from Globicephala melas (long-finned pilot whale), 1050 nucleotides. RefSeq names its product ISL LIM homeobox 1 (gene ISL1). Gene Ontology annotation, molecular function: cis-regulatory region sequence-specific DNA binding; DNA-binding transcription factor activity, RNA polymerase II-specific. The record is from RefSeq and is a predicted model, not a curated record. Gene Ontology annotation, cellular component: nucleus. Gene Ontology annotation, biological process: axonogenesis; neuron fate specification; positive regulation of transcription by RNA polymerase II. Lineage: Eukaryota; Metazoa; Chordata; Mammalia; Artiodactyla; Delphinidae.
AUGGGAGACAUGGGAGAUCCACCAAAAAAAAAACGUCUGAUUUCCCUAUGUGUUGGUUGCGGCAAUCAAAUUCACGAUCAGUAUAUUCUGAGGGUUUCUCCGGAUUUGGAAUGGCAUGCGGCAUGUUUGAAAUGUGCGGAGUGUAAUCAGUAUUUGGACGAGAGCUGUACGUGCUUUGUUAGAGAUGGGAAAACCUACUGUAAAAGAGAUUAUAUCAGGUUGUACGGGAUCAAAUGCGCCAAGUGCAGCAUCGGCUUCAGCAAGAACGACUUCGUGAUGCGCGCCCGCUCCAAGGUGUACCACAUCGAGUGUUUCCGCUGCGUGGCCUGCAGCCGCCAGCUCAUCCCCGGGGACGAGUUCGCGCUGCGGGAGGACGGGCUCUUCUGCCGCGCGGAUCACGACGUGGUGGAGAGGGCCAGCCUGGGCGCCGGCGACCCGCUCAGCCCCCUGCACCCGGCGCGGCCGCUGCAAAUGGCAGCCGAGCCCAUCUCCGCCCGGCAGCCGGCCCUGCGGCCCCACGUCCACAAGCAGCCAGAGAAGACCACCCGCGUGCGGACUGUGUUGAACGAGAAGCAGCUGCACACCUUGCGGACCUGCUACGCCGCCAACCCCCGGCCCGACGCGCUCAUGAAGGAGCAACUGGUGGAGAUGACCGGCCUCAGUCCCCGCGUGAUCCGGGUCUGGUUUCAGAACAAGCGGUGCAAGGACAAGAAGCGGAGCAUCAUGAUGAAGCAGCUCCAGCAGCAGCAACCCAAUGACAAAACUAAUAUCCAGGGGAUGACAGGAACUCCCAUGGUGGCUGCCAGUCCAGAGAGACACGACGGUGGCUUACAGGCAAACCCAGUGGAGGUGCAAAGUUACCAGCCGCCUUGGAAAGUACUGAGUGACUUCGCCUUGCAGAGUGACAUAGAUCAGCCGGCUUUUCAGCAACUGGUCAAUUUUUCAGAAGGAGGACCGGGUUCUAAUUCCACUGGCAGUGAAGUGGCGUCGAUGUCCUCUCAGCUCCCAGAUACACCUAACAGCAUGGUAGCCAGUCCAAUUGAGGCAUGA